Sceloporus undulatus (fence lizard) is the source of this 6112-nucleotide messenger RNA. RefSeq names its product B-cell receptor CD22-like. The record is from RefSeq and is a predicted model, not a curated record. NCBI's taxonomy places the organism in Eukaryota, Metazoa, Chordata, Lepidosauria, Squamata, Phrynosomatidae. The transcript is spliced from 14 exons. Bases 1972 to 4620 code for a protein of 882 amino acids.
AAAAUCUGGACCUUGGAGACUCCAAAGAACUUCCCUGCACUGUUGGCAAGGAGAAGAAAGCACAGGAUCAGGACCCCUAAGCAGAUGUUUCAGAUGGGAGGAUUCAGAACAAGUCCAUGAAGAGGAGGAAGGAAAACUGAAACUCCCUCCAUGCCACAUUUGAUUCUUCUUCCUUUUCUUCUGUUUUUAUUUCAAAGAUACCUUGUGUUUGCUUAUUUAAAAAAAUAUUCCAAAUGCCAUUAAAGAGUGUGACAUUUUAAAAAACGAACAAAGUCUGACAUGAUUGUUAACAAUGGUGCAUUUUUGCUUCAAUAAUAUUAAAUCAUAAGAGGGGGGAAACAAUUCAGCAAACAACGUUCAGAUCACUCAUCAGUAGAUAUUCAGGCACAUCUGCUAAAAGAGCCUUCUCCAGAGGGAAGGAAACAAGUUUUUAGAAGUGACAGAGGCACAUGAUCUUUCCCCAACAUGCCCCCAAGAUUCAGCACAAUGACCAGCCAGCAUUUUGCCAGUAUCAGAAAAAAACAGUUGCUUUAAAGAAAACCCCAAACUCAGAGAUGUAAAUCAUGCAAAUGACUUCAUUGCCAGUAAUCUGUUUCCUGUUCCUGUUCAAAUAUUUUGAACUGACAAAAUCGAACAACUACUAUCCUGGUGCUUUCUCUUUUAUUUGCUACAUUCUCCUCAGAUAACAUAUUUCUUCAAAUCCAGUUUGACUGCAAAACAGUUUCCUGAAUUUGGGCAUUUAUAGGUAAGAUGGUCUUUUUCUGCUAUGGAUAGGCUGGCUUUAACCUUCUGGAUUCUGUUGUGUAGCUUCAAGAGAAAGCAAUGGUAAUAAUGAAGUGGACAACACAAAUGCUAUGUGUUUUGCUCCUUUUGAAUGUUAAAUCACUGUUAAGCUAGGAGAGGAUUGGGCAUUUUUGUGUCCAGUGGUGCAACUGGGUAUGUAAAGGUGAUAGAGUGGGCAACUUUACUGUUUUGGGUACUAUCAUGAACUCUGUCUAACCUCACAUCAGUCAUUCAAUGAAAUACUGCCUGGUGCUUCUACUGGUAAGAGUUCCUGCUGGGCACCACACACUCCUUUGCAAUCUGACUCACAUCUCUUUGGGUGGGUAUCAUCUUUACCAAAAAUACCUCAGCCUGAACCACAGAAACUCAGCCAGGCUUGACGUUGCUGAAACAGAUGUACUGCUGGGUUCCUCUGGUGCCUGAACAGGACAGUGAAAGGGAAGUUUAUGUGACAGAUGUAGGGUCCUUGGCCUCCUAGUUUUCUGACCUUCAUAGCUUGUGGUCUUCCACAGAAUGUGCCAACAAGGGUUGGCACUCCACCCAAGGAAGGGUGGCAUAUGGUUAGCUCAUUGAGCUCAUCUCCAGCUACAGAUUUGCACAGGUAGGAAAACAGUUUAUAUUUCUACAAAGACAUAUGCGUUUAUUCAGGAGGGUUUUGAUUUUUGUCAGGGGACACCAUCAGUGAUUUUCAAAAUGAUGUGGCCCUGCUGUCUUUAGCCUUGACACCUUUCAGUGGCCCUGCUCUUGUGCCUUUGGGCCAUCAAUACAUGAAAGUGAAUGUUCUGAACAUUUCUAGUGGGAUUUAAACUUCGUUUGGUUUGCUACACAGUUCUCUCUAACCUUUGUUACCAGGCUGUUGUAAGGAUAAAAUGGGCGAUUAAAAGAUUGCCAUCUGUGAGGUUAGGUUCUAUCCCCUCCCCAGUGGAUAGGAAAAACCUCUGGCACUUUCUGCAGUGUGUUUUGGACCAUAGUAAGCAGUUUAUGCUUAUCUCCCCAGUCUCUGCCUGCCCUAUACUCCCAGAUCUCAGCUUUCAGUCCUAAAAUCUGCUGGCCUGGCAACUCUAGUCUAUGUACAUGCUACAACUGGGUGAUCCUCUUUUAUGUGAUGAGUAAUGACAUAAAGGAAUCAGUGGCUUUAAUCGAUAAUCCAUAUUUCUUUUCACAGACUUAGCUCUUGAAUGAACUACAAUGUGGCACUUCCUUUGGCUGUUCUUCUUUAAGGGUGUUCUCUGUAAUGAAAAUGCACUGACCAUAAACCCCAGUUCUCUGACUGCCUGGAAAGGAUCCUGUGUGUUGAUUCCAUGCCAAUUCAAGACACAUUUUCACACAUUUGAACUCCACAACACCUCCCUGAUUUGGUAUUCUAAGCCUGAGUGGGAUGCUGAUCUGAAAAAAUAUAAUGGUAUCUUGUUAUACAAUGGCUCUACAACCUCAGAAAACUAUAUGCCCUCAGCAAGUCCCACUUUUCAAGACCGGGUGAGCUUCACUGGGAAUUUAAACAACAAAAACUGCAGCCUGAAGAUUUCACAGAUCCAAGGAAGUGAUAAUGGUAACUUCGGAGCAAGACUUUAUGGUUAUGAUCAACAUUCGUCUAAAGUACAGAUGUGGUUUCUCAGUGCUUCUGUUCAGGUUUCUGACUCACCUCCAAAACCCAAGAUAAUGCUCAAUCCCAAGCAAAUCCAAGAAGGAAGGAGAAUUCAAGUGACCUGCUCAGUUUUUUACCAUUGUCCUGAUGAACCAGUAAUGGUGAUUCUCAGUGGCUUGGAGGAGGAGCGAGUAUAUCGCCAAGUACCAACUUAUGUUGACAGAGUGGCCCAGACAGUGCUGAGUUUUGCCCCGACUUGGAAGGACCACAGGAAACAGCUGACAUGUGUGCUGAAAAGCCACAAAGGGACAGAAUUAUCCCAGAGUACUGUGGAACUAGAUGUGAAACAUGCUCCCAAGGGAAUUCAGUUGAAUGCUAUUCCUGGGGUCACAGUCCAAGAGGGGAAGAAACUAUCCCUCAAGUGCAUGGUCAACAGCAGCAACCCAGCUAUCUUUCGGUACCAGUGGUAUAAGAAUGAAAACCUUCUGAGUUAUGAGAGGUUGGAUAAUGACAAAAUGGAAUUCAAUCCUAUACGAGAGCAGGAUUCUGGUAGUUACAAAUGUGUAGCUGAAAAUGAGGUUGGAUUUGCAAACUCAAAAAUGCUGACUAUAGAUGUUCAAUAUCCACCCAAAGAGACCAAAGUUAUAUGCUCAGCGUGUAAUGGAAAUGUCAAGGAGAAGGACCAAGUGGUCUUGCAGUGUUCUUCUAAAGGCAACCCCCCUCUCAGGCAUUAUCAGUGGUACAAAGUUAAUGAGCCAUCUGUAAUCAGCAAUCGUAAGGAGCUGCGUUUUGAGACAAUCCAGCCAAGCAAUUCCAGCACUUACUUUUGUAGAGCCUAUAACAGCAUUGGCAAUUCGACAUCUCCAUCUUUCAAACUCGAUGUUAAGUAUGGUCCUAAGGAUGUCAGACUUGCCAUUUUAAAUCACUUACCCAUCAAGGAAGGAGAUAAUAUCAAAUUUAACUGCUCUGUGGGUAGCAGUAACCCCACAAUUAGUCGGUACAAGUGGCUGAAGUCAACAAAUUACAUGGGUGUGCCUUCCAAACUACCAGUAAUAACCUUAUCUGCAGAACCUGGAUCUGCUACUUCUUACAAAUGUGAAGCAUGCAACACUAUUGCUUGUAUUACAUCUCCAGCAGUCACUGUAGAUGUGCACUUUGCCCCCAAGGAAGUAAAAGCUGUACAAAAACCACGAGGGCCAAUUAAUGAAGGCUCACCUGUGAAGCUGAUUUGUGAAGUGGGGAGAGCAAAUCCCACAAAUGUCACCUAUAUAUGGUACAAAGAUACGCAUCAGAUGAUCCAAGCAACUGCCAUACUGACCAUCCAGGAUGCGACUGCAAGGAAUUCUGGCUCUUACCAAUGCAAAGUCAAAAACAGUGUGGGCAUAUCCUCCUCCUCCCCUGUUUUGCUGGAUGUCCAUUAUGGGCCCCGUGACAUCCAUGUGUCUCUAAAUAUUCAAGAAGAUAUCACUGAAGGGAAGGAUGUUUCCCUGCGAUGUGAAAAUGAUGCUAAUCCUUCAGCAAAUAUUUAUAGUUGGUACUGGAAUGGGGAAGAGAUUGCUCAGAAGACGACCCAACUCCUUGAACUCCGAAACAUCCAGGUUGGGCAAUCAGGAGUCUAUUUUUGCAAAGUAUCCAACCAAGUUGCAGAGGGGGAGUCACUGCCUAUGAUCCUCAUAGUAUUCUACAGCAGAGCCACAAUGAUAAAACACACCUUGAUUGGCUUGGGCACAAUUCUUGCCCUGAUUAUCCUGCUGGGGUUGCUGGUCCAUGGGCUGCGGAGAUGGAAGAAAAAUAUUGAUUCAGCCCCUGGGGGAACACAGAGAUCCAGCUCUUUCUUUGUGAAAAAGGCCAAUGCAGAAAAACUCUGUAAUACUAACCACCGAGGAAAUGAAGAGGAAACAGACGGCUCUGUUGGAUUCUUGAACCAGGCUCCAGAAGUUUCCAUUACCUAUGCAACUGUCCAGUUCCCUCCCAGCUUUUCUGAUGGCCGUGUGGUUUAUGCCAGUAUCAAACAGCCAAGACUAGAUGUUGAUCCUUCGGAAGAAAGUGUCAUUUACAGUGUAGUAAAGAAACCUGGACUCCCCACAAAGGAAGACACCAAGCCUGACUAUGAGAAUGUGAACAAGAUGGAAGAAGAAGUCCACUAUUCUUCCUUGGUGAACCUGGCUCCAAAACCUGGCCCUACCUAUAUGGACUCAGAGACAGACUCUGAAUCAGAGGAUAGCAUCCAGUACGCAACACUGAAGCACUGAUCUUGAAAGUUACUACUUCCGGAUGUGUUCCACCCACAAGAAGGACUAUGUGUGGGAUAGAGCCUACAUUACCUAUACAGAGCCUAUGUUUUGCUCUUUGCAGUUCAGAUAGUAGAUCUUGAGAAUAAAGGUGAGAUGGUAGGAUUGUAACAAGGGACAAACAAGGCUGAGCCUAAGAUAUGUACUGUCCAUCAUGGACAAUGGAGGAGAUGUGGGUCAUGGGAAGACCCAGCUCCCUACAAUUAGUUCCCAUAAGCCUUAUCCAAUGGGAAAGAUCUGCUGUUGCCUUCAUCCUUCCCAACAAGCUAAUUUAUACUGUAGGAACAUUAGAAACUAACUGCUGUAUCCAUCAGAUUGUUUGUCCAUCUAGACCAAUGCAAUUCAUGUUGAUUAGCAGAAACUCUUCAGGACAAAGGUCUUUGCCAUCAUGUUUUUGCUAACAGAAAGAACUUGAGGAUAAAACUGGAGAUGAAGACAUUGAGAGUCAAGUUUAUAUGUACAGAAGAGGGAGAGAAAGUCAGUCCUGAGGCUGAAUCCACCCUCUUGAGGUCACAGUGCUCUCUGGACUUCUCAAGAAUGCCAAGCCCCUUACCUUUUGAUAUCACAGUUUGGUAAUUUGCAAGCUUUUGUAUGCCUGCCUCCACCCCAGAAUAUGAAUUGCAUCUCCCAAAGCUUAGGCCUAGUACACACUGGCACAAAACGUUGGACUGGGGCUGAUGUUAGGGCUCCAGAGGGCUGGGCAUCCAUAAACACCUACUAGUGGCGCGCGUGCACCAUCUUGCCGCAGCUCUGCCCCCAUGGGGCACACAGUAAUGACGUACAGGUGUCCACGCACCCAAAUAGUGCUUGCUGGAAGCGUCGUUGACAUGGCAUGCAAGUGCCAUUAUGGUGCUCCUAAAAGGUGCUUUAGGGAGCGCAUCAGUGCUGCGCCAUGUGGUUGAUGCGGCACCAAUAUGAGGAGCAAAGACAGGUGGCAUAGAGCUGCCCAUCUGUAUCCCCCCCUUAGUUGUUAGAUGUAUAAAUUGUAAGGACUCCAUUAAGGAAGCAACAGCCCUGAAUCUGCAAGGUCCGAGCAGGGCUGUUGCAAAGAGAAAUCUUGGUGGUUUCUCAUCCAUAAGGUUGCCAUAAGUCAAAUCCAACUUGACAACAGUUAACAACAAGGACAAAAGUGUGGUACUUUUUGGUCCUAUUCUGUAGCCUCUCAACUCACCCAACAAUGAAAUCUGAAAAUGAAUUUUAUUCUUGGACUGAAAUACAUCCCUCACCCUUGAUGUACACACUCUGCUCACCCUUUUUUUGCCUUUAUAUAAGCCCAAUGAAUUAAUCUAUAUGGAUAGUAUUUCUCUAAAGUCACAAACACGUCUGUUUCCUAGUCCUGCUACUGCAAUUCCAUUAAGUGAAUAAGCCAGAUACUCUGCAACAGAGUAUCCCCUUAAGCUAGGUUUGUAGUACUGUGAGCCCUAGUUUUCCCAAAAACCCAAUAAAAAUAUUU